Pogona vitticeps (central bearded dragon) is the source of this 2222-nucleotide messenger RNA. The record is from RefSeq and is a predicted model, not a curated record. NCBI's taxonomy places the organism in Eukaryota, Metazoa, Chordata, Lepidosauria, Squamata, Agamidae.
AGAUUUUUAGUGAUCUAAUUAAGGUGAAGACAUGUUUUUGGACCUCCAUUUGAGAGCAAGGAGAACAUCCUGGUUCUUCUUGAACAGGCGGAGCGACUUCUGAAGGGUGGAGGACAAAGCCUGUGUUCCUGUUGCACAGUAGAGUCGAAGGGAUGGCUUCUGAGAGCCCCAGCAAGAGGCUGCAGUUGGAGGUGACGUGUCCCAUCUGUCUGGACUAUUUUACCGACCCUGUGGUUCUAGAUUGUGGGCACAGCUUCUGCCAAGCAUGUGUGGCGAGAUGCUGGAAGGAUCCUGGUGCAGGCACGACAUGCCCUCAAUGCCGCAUGGCCGUCGGACAGAACUUCAGACCGAACAGGCUGCUUGCCAAUAUGGGGGAAAUCUAUCGGCAGAUGAGUUGGUCAACCCUGCAGGAAGUGCAAGGACGGAGGGUGGAUUGCGAGCGGCACCAGUUCCCCCUCGAGUUCUUCUGCCAGGACGACAACACCCCGGUCUGUCUGCUGUGUCAUAGAUCCAAGGAGCACGUAGGACACCAGGUGGUUCCUCUGAGGCAGCUUGCCCAAGAGUACGAGGCCAAAGGCAUGAAAACUAAAAAGAGGAAAAGCGGUAACCGUAGGAAGAAGGCCUGUCCCGUUGAAGCUCCAUGGUGGAGUGUUGAAGGAAACAGAAGUAAUGUGUCUCCACUUCUGGAGCAGGUGAUGGAAGAGAAGCAGGAGGAGAAGCAGGAUCAACACUUCCAAGUGGAUCAGCCGAGCGAAGAAGGUCAUGAUGGGUUUGCUAUCCAUAAAAAGAAGAAGCAGCGAAAACGAUAUCGCCACCAUACAAGAGAUAAGGAGCUUGAGGGGGAAGGCCCUAGUACAUUAUGUAAUACGAAUUCUGAUUAUGGUGUUUGCAAGGUGGAGGAGGAUCUUAAUGAUGAAGACAAGGAUAUUAUUCUCCCUCCUGUGGGAUCCACCAGCAUCCAGAACCGUCUUGUGGAUCUGGCUGGAGGAUCAGAAGACGCUGUCUCAGUGACCACUCAUCACCCUGCUUCCUCGUUAGGCAGGAUUCUAAAAGAACCAGCUGGACAGCCUGUUCAAAGUUGUUCAAAACAAGGGCAGCUGGAGACUCAGUGUUUCCUUCCAGAUCUUCCUCUGCUCCCAUUUAAGUGCAGUCCUCCAAAAAUGAAGUCAACUUCAAAGUCAAAUCUGCGGGGCUCAGAGAAAGAUCGGCGCAGACGGCGCACGUCUUACGUCUGGAAAUAUUUUACCCACCUAAAUAACAACAGGCUUCUCGCCGUUUGCAGCGUAUGCCGAUCCAGAGUGCGGUUAGGAAGGGAAGGCGGGUGCCAAAGGGUGGGGACGUCUUCCAUGCGAAGGCACAUUGAAUGUCGCCAUCCCCAGCUGGUCCCAAAAGGGGACUCCAGAGCCACUCCCACCUUGAAAAAGUUAAGACCAGAAAGGAGUGCCGUGAAGCCUGCAGAACAAUUUGAGGGGCAAGGAAGUCUUCAGAACGGGGUUGUCUCCGGGAAACAGAUGACCAUACCUGAAACAUGGACAUUCAAAGAGAAGCAUGCAAGAGACAGUGUUAAAUCCACAAAGCUGAAUCGUGCCCUGGCCAUGUUCGUGGCUUGUUCUAUGCUUCCACUUUCUGUAGUAGAAGAUGAGGCUUUCCUUGAGUUCAUGGAGGAACUUGACUCUCGCUGGGACGUUCCUAGCCGUCUCCACCUUUGUAACGACCUUUUCCCUGCUCUUGAGAAGGACAUUAAGGGAGAGCUGUUGAAGGAUCUGAGGAAUGCAGGGGCUGGCGCAGUGCAUUUAGCUGGGGCCAUUUGGACGAGCAAGCAGACCAAAGCGUACCUAUGCGUUGCAGCCCACUGGAUAUCUAUGGAAGAAGGAACGUUGGAAAGAAAGAGCGCAACGCUUGCCGUGAGGCUUCUCUCCGAUUUGUGCCAUGCACCGAACAUUGCUUGUACGCUGAAAAGUGUUGUUUCUGAGUGGCUGACACCGUUGUCACUGGAGGUGGGCUGUGUAUCCACCAAUAACAGCUUGGAUCUCUUGAAAGCUGUACAGCAGAGUGGAAUGGACCCCGUGCUGUGCAUCACUCAUUGCCUCAACCUGGUUCUUCUGAAGGCCCUCAGGACCGCUCCCCCUGGAGUCAAGCAUAUCCUAAACCUCGCUCGUACUCUGUCAGUACAUUUCCGGCAAUCAUGGGCUGCAACGGAGGCGAUCCGUGUAAUACAGUGU